Myotis brandtii (Brandt's bat) is the source of this 2575-nucleotide messenger RNA. RefSeq names its product epsin 3 (gene EPN3). Gene Ontology annotation, cellular component: clathrin vesicle coat; endosome; plasma membrane. Gene Ontology annotation, molecular function: clathrin binding; phospholipid binding. Lineage: Eukaryota; Metazoa; Chordata; Mammalia; Chiroptera; Vespertilionidae. Gene Ontology annotation, biological process: endocytosis. Bases 665 to 2575 code for a protein of 636 amino acids. The record is from RefSeq and is a predicted model, not a curated record. The transcript has 11 exons.
CCCCCUGGCCGUCUCCCGUUGAGGAGGCAGGGGAAGGGUUAACUCGCUGCAGGGUGGGAGUGGGCCACCAGCACAGGCUCUCAAGCAGCACCUCCCCACCCUCCCCUCCGGGGCACUGGCAGCAGGCAAACCUCCCACCCACCUCGGAAGGUGCGGUGCGGCUGCCUGGCCAGCAGGAAGGGGUUAACACGCCUGCGCUGCCUCCUGUGUCCUGUUACUGCUGAGGCAGACCUGCCCGGCCAGCUGAGCAACUUUCCUUCCGAGUGCUGCCUGCCGGCAGGGCAUCCAGGAGACCAGCGGACAAGAGGCAGAGCUGCAGCCCAUUCUGGGGACCCUGCCGUGCCCUUCCGAGGGGUCCGGGCCUCCUGGGAGAGGGUGGGUCUCCGGGACAAGGGUCGGUGGUGGAUGGCUCUGGGGACGCUCCUGAAGCUGUGCCGUCCCCCUGCCGUGCAGGUUGGAGGGUCAUUGCAGAGGCUGCUUGUGGUCCCGGGGCAGGGACCGAGGGAGCCUGCACCAGAGACCCAUGUGGAACCCAAGGACACAGCCGCCCUGCUGAGAGCGUGGCGGCCCCUCCUUGGAAACCGUGACCUCGCGGCGGCGACGGUGGCCCUCGGCCCUCCACCUCCGGCUGGGGCGGGGGGCGCCCAUCUCCAAGUCCCCAGCCAUGACGACCUCCGCGCUGCGGCGCCAGGUGAAGAACAUUGUGCACAACUACUCGGAGGCAGAGAUCAAGGUGCGCGAGGCCACCAGCAAUGACCCGUGGGGCCCGCCCAGCUCGCUCAUGUCCGAGAUUGCGGACCUGACCUUCAACACGGUGGCCUUCGCUGAGGUCAUGGGCAUGCUGUGGCGGCGGCUCAACGACAGCGGCAAGAACUGGAGGCACGUGUACAAGGCGCUGACGCUGCUGGACUACCUGCUCAAGACGGGCUCGGAGCGGGUGGCCCACCAGUGCCGAGAGAACCUCUUCACCAUCCAGACGCUGAAGGACUUCCAGUACGUCGACCGCGACGGCAAAGACCAGGGCGUCAACGUGCGCGAGAAGGUCAAGCAGGUGAUGGCCCUGCUCAAGGACGAGGAGCGCCUCCGGCAGGAGCGGACCCACGCCCUCAAGACCAAGGAGCGCAUGGCGCUGGAGGGCAUGGCCAUGGGCAGCGGGCAGCUGGGCUUCAGCCGCCGCCAGGGUGAGGACUACGGCCGCUCGAGGGGCUCUCCGUCCUCCUACAAUUACCUGGAGCAGGCCCGGCCCCAGACGUCGGGAGAAGAGGAGCUGCAGCUGCAGUUGGCCCUGGCCAUGAGCCGUGAGGAGGCUGAGAAGCCAGUCCCCCCAACCUCCCUCAGGGACGAGGACCUGCAGCUGCAGCUGGCUCUUCGCCUGAGCCGGCAGGAGCACCGGAAGGAGGUGAGGUCCUGGCGGGGAGAUGACUCCCCCAUGGCCAAUGGUGCUGGGGCUGCAGCCCCCCGUCGGAGGGAAAGAGAGCCCGAGAGAGAAGAGAGGAAGGAGGAGGAGAAGCUGAAAACCAGCCAGUCCUCCAUCCUGGACUUGGCGGACAUCUUCGCACCCACCCCUGCCCCGCCCUCCACACACUGCUCCGCUGACCCAUGGGACAUCCCAGGUCUCAGGUCCAACACAGAGCCCAGCGGCUCCUCCUGGGGGCCUUCCGCAGACCCCUGGUCUCCAGUCCCCUCGGGAGGCAUCCUGUCCCGAAGCCAGCCGUGGCACCUGCCCCCUACGCUUUCCUCCUCUGAACCCUGGGGCCGGACCCCAGUGCUGCCUGCUGGAGCCCCCGCUACAGACCCCUGGGCACAGAAUUCCUCCCCCAACAAACUCCCCAACACUGGGGCUGACCCCUGGGGGGCCUUGGUGGAAACGUCCAGCACCCCUGCUCUAGGUGGCACCUCGACCUUUGACCCAUUUGCCAAACCUCCAGGAUCCACAGAGACCAAGGCGGGGCUGGAGGGUGCCCAGGCCCUGCCCUCGGGGAAGCCCAGCAGCCCUGUGGAGCUGGACCUGUUCGGAGACCCCAUCCCCAGUUCCAAGCAAAAUGGUACCAAGGAGCCAGAUGCCUUUGACCUGGGGAGAGUGGGGGAAGCCCUGACCCAGCCCGGCAAGGAGGCCCGCGCUCGAACACCCGAGUCCUUCCUGGGCCCCUCGGCCUCCUCCUUGGUCAACCUUGACUCCUUAGUCAAGACACCCCAGGCUGCAAAGACCCGGAACCCCUUCCUGACAGAUCUCAGCGCUCCAUCCCCCACCAACCCGUUUGGCGCAGGCGAGCCGGGCAGACUUUGGGGCGAGGCUAGGAUCCGCUGGGGAAGCCCCGACAGCGACCCAGAUGCUUGGGAGGCCCUGGAGCUAGAGACGGACCACUGGACUGCUCGCGGCCGAGGCCACGUCCCCGCAAUAAAGACUGGAACCCAGGGUCUCGCUCUCACCAAGUGGACUCUUUGCGGGACGUGGCGGCGGGUCUGGACCACACCGCGAAUCGCCGGCUGCUGUGGCAAUCGCUCCCCUCCCCGCACAGCCCCCUCCGCCUGGCACUGUGGCUCCCAGAUGCUCCCUGAGCCCUCGCUCAUGUGA